AUGGAUGGAUCAGCAGCGACAGCAUUCAUUACUGGUGGUGCAAGCGGCCUUGGUCGCGCAGUGGCGAAGCUUUUACUGCAAAAAGGCAUCAGAGUGUGUGUUGCGGACAUUUGCCAAGAUGGCCUGCGAUCCUUGAGCGAAGAGUUGAACAAAGACGAGACGGUGCUGUUGCCCGUCGUCGUCGACGUUGCAGACUGGGACUCCCUGCGUCGGGGAUUUGAAAAGGCAGUGUCUCAGUUCCGGCGGAUCGACUACAUCUUUCCAAUCGCGGGUGUCGGCGAGACCAGGACGUUUCCCAAUAACCCAGCAUCCACGGGCUUCCAACCGCCAGAUCUUCGAGCGUUUGAAGUCAACAUGAACGGCUUUCUGUACACGAUCAGCUUGGCCUUGCAGCAAUUUCGCCGGCAGUCGGUGAAUGACCUUGGGUUUCGCGGCAAGAUCAUCGUGCUCGGAUCAGUGUCGGGGUUUUACAGCAUGCCUUGCGUUCCCAUGUGCGCAGCAGCGAGACAUGCCCAGGUCGGCUUCGUGCGCUCGUUCGGCACCUACCUCGCCGACGAGGAGAAGAUCUUCAUCAACGUCAUCUGCCCCAACAAGAUCCGCACGGGCCUGAACACCGCCGAGGCGUUCGACAAGAUCGAGGCCGCCGGCGUCCCGCUGAUCGAGAUGAAGACUGUGCUCGAUGAGGUCGAGAAGCUGUUGGGCUCGAACAGCCUCUCCGGCGCGAUCAUUGAGAUUGCGCCCAAGAUUGGGAGUGUUGUGCGAGAGCCUCCAGCGUUCGUCAACAGGGAAUCUGAGCGCAGCGCCGAGAUGACGUUGGAGCUCGCGCGGCCUCUGCACCAGGUAGUGCGCUGA
Molecule: messenger RNA, 852 nt
Organism: Fonsecaea pedrosoi CBS 271.37
Lineage: Eukaryota; Fungi; Ascomycota; Eurotiomycetes; Chaetothyriales; Herpotrichiellaceae
Exons: 5
Coding region: 1-852 (283 amino acids)
Cellular component (GO): cytoplasm
Molecular function (GO): oxidoreductase activity, acting on the CH-OH group of donors, NAD or NADP as acceptor
Source: RefSeq, a predicted model, not a curated record